Molecule: messenger RNA, 1515 nt
Organism: Tribolium madens (black flour beetle)
Lineage: Eukaryota; Metazoa; Arthropoda; Insecta; Coleoptera; Tenebrionidae
Product: tubulin beta chain-like
Exons: 2
Coding region: 84-1427 (447 amino acids)
Biological process (GO): mitotic cell cycle; microtubule cytoskeleton organization
Cellular component (GO): microtubule; cytoplasm
Molecular function (GO): GTP binding; GTPase activity; structural constituent of cytoskeleton
Source: RefSeq, a predicted model, not a curated record
CUGGGCAACAGGUUGUCAAAUUUGUGUUUGUAUUUUGAAAAUUUGUCAAAAUUUUUGUGUUUAUUUUUUAAAUUUAGUGUAACAUGCGUGAAAUUGUGCAUAUUCAGAUCGGUCAAGCUGGUAAUAAUAUCGGCUCAAAAUUUUGGGAGGUGAUUUCCGACGAGCACGGCAUCGACCCCUCCGGAAAAUUCAAUGGCAACACUGACUUACAGUUAGAGCGGAUAAACGUAUAUUUCAAUGAAGCCACAGGUGGCAGAUAUGUUCCUCGCGCAGUCCUCGUGGACCUGGAAGCAGGAACGAUGGAUACAGUCAGAUCGGGACCUUUCGGUCGUCUUUUCGCUCCCGAUAAUUUCAUUUUUGGGCGCGAAGGAGCUGGUAACAACUGGGCCAAAGGCCAUUACACCGAAGGCGCGGAAUUAGCAGACACCGUUCUCGAUAUUACACGGAAAGAGGCGGAAGGAUGCGACUGCUUGCAAGGAUUCCAAAUCGUGCACUCCCUUGGCGGAGGCACCGGAUCCGGACUGGGAUGUCUCUUAUUGGGGAAAAUACGCGAGGAGUACCCUGACAGGAUUAUCAGCACGUUUUCAAUUAUUCCAAGUCCUAAGGUCUCAGAUACGGUGGUCGAACCAUACAAUACUGUAAUGUCGAUUCACCAUUUGGUAGAAAAUACCGAUGAGACAUAUAUUAUAGACAAUGAAGCAUUGCAUGACAUUUGUUUCAGGACGCUGAAACUAACAUCUCCGAGUUUAGCUGACUUAAAUCAUUUAAUUUCAGCUGCCAUGUCCGGAAUAACGGCUUGUAUCCGGUUUCCGGGGCAAUUGAACGCAGAUUUAAGGAAAAUCCAGGUUAAUAUGGUUCCCUUCCCGCGUUUACAUUUUUUCAUGCCCGGAUUUGCGCCUCUGGUAUCCCGGGGAAUGAGACCGUAUCAAGCCGUGACGGUCCCCGAAUUGGUGCAUCAACUGUUCGAUGCAAAAAAUAUGAUGUGUGCUUGUGAUCCCAGAAGAGGGAGGUAUUUGACCGCAGCGUCAAUUUUUCGAGGACGGAUGUCGACUAAGGAAGUUGAUGAACAGAUGUACAACAUUCAGAAUAAGAAUAGUAGUUACUUUAUCGAGUGGAUUCCGAAUAAUUUGAAGAGCGCGAUAUGUGAUAUUCCGCCAAGAGGGUUGAAGAUUUGUGGGACAUUUAUUGGAAAUACGACUGCAAUACAAGAGUUGUUUAAGAGAGUCGGAGAGCAAUUUUCAGCAAUGUUUAGAAGGAAAGCUUUUGUGCAUUGGUAUACGGGUGAAGGAAUGGAAGAAAUGGAAUUUACGGAAGCUGAAUCGAAUAUGAAUGAUCUGAUUUCGGAGUACCAACAGUAUCAAGAGGCACCAGCUGAGUAUGAUGAGGCCGAAAUUGAGGAUAUGGAUGAUGAUGACGAUGAAUAUUAAAUUAAAAUGAAUAUUAAACAAUUAAUAUUUUAACGAUAUUAAAAUAUGAAAUUAAAAAAAGAAAAUGACAAAAAAUAUAAAAGCCAUU